UUCCCCUCCGCGGCGUGCUUGUCGGCCAGGCCGGAGAAGACGGGCGCGAUGGCGCGGCAGGGCGGGCACCAGUCUGCGUAAAAGUCGACGACGACGUUAGUGGUUGAGGCGAGGAGGGCGUCUAGCUCGCCGGCGCUGGCGACUUUGUAGACUUUGCCUGAUGUCUCGGGGAUGGGUGAGCGGUCUGCGAAGAGUGUCUAAAGGGGUUGUGAUUGGUUAGCAGCGUUGAAGUCAUGUCCGAAGAUGAGCGUCACCAACGACCUCUCACGCAGAGGAGAGACAGGCGCCAUUCCGGGAGUCAGGGACUGGAUGUGGGGUACGUACUCUUGCGAUCAUGAAAACGGCAAAAGCCAGGAACAUCCACGAGAGCGUAUCCAUCUUGUCACUCGAUGCAAAGGACUUUUAUGGAUGAGAGCAACUGUUGCUUGAGCUUUUGCAUAGAUGUCGAACGAUGUUGGGAAGCUCAAGGAGAAGACUCAAUUGAUUCGACCUUGAGCUGUGGGAGUCGCCCGGGCUUUACCCGGCGGGGCUUUGUCAGCUGUGACCCUCGGAGUGCGUCCAACGUCAGGCAGUACCGUAUUGGCGGCUUGCUAGGUACCCUAGAACUGCCAGGUGCCCUGGAGCAGAAAAAACUAAAACUAUUUAAAGCAUGGUCAAAAUCCACGAUGGACUGCACAACCUCAACUCCAAGAAAAGUAUUGGCUCUGAGCUGGUGCAGCCAACAUUACAAGACCUCUAGCUGGCUUUUUCUUCUUUUUCAGUCACUCUCAAUUCUCGCUCAAAAAGGGAGCUUGAUAACAGAAAAAUCGCUGCAAUUUUCAAAACAGACGUCGUCUAUGAGCCCUUGGUCUGUUGCUCUCAAGCACGGAAUCCUCGCGUGCCAAUGCGCGCCCUCCAAGUAUCACUGGCUUCGCAGCCCAUCCUUGCACCCGCUUGACCAUGGCCGUGAAUAUGUACAAUAGUCGCACCUCCUUGAAAUUCCGGCACAAACCCUCGGCGCAU
Colletotrichum phormii is the source of this 1002-nucleotide messenger RNA. RefSeq lists its product as uncharacterized. The record is from RefSeq and is a predicted model, not a curated record. The transcript has a single exon. Bases 390 to 962 code for a protein of 190 amino acids. NCBI's taxonomy places the organism in Eukaryota, Fungi, Ascomycota, Sordariomycetes, Glomerellales, Glomerellaceae.